Messenger RNA from Penicillium malachiteum, 3435 nucleotides. RefSeq lists its product as uncharacterized. The record is from RefSeq and is a predicted model, not a curated record. Gene Ontology annotation, biological process: RNA 3'-end processing. Gene Ontology annotation, molecular function: nucleotidyltransferase activity. The transcript has 3 exons. NCBI's taxonomy places the organism in Eukaryota, Fungi, Ascomycota, Eurotiomycetes, Eurotiales, Aspergillaceae. The coding region runs from base 1 to 3435 and encodes 1144 amino acids.
AUGGUCUCAAACAUCGAUGGGAAUGCAAAGUGUUCCCACCAGCCUGGUGACAUCUCACCAAUAGCGUCGGAUCAUCCUCCCACUAUGGCAUGGAUGCCGCAGUCCGACGCGUCCGACCUCCCUUCUCGGCCCCCAUUGAACUCCCAGCAGUCCAGUUCUCUCCCCUCGACUCCGUAUCAACAUGCGCGCAACCUCUCCUUUCACUCCCGGUCGCCGUCCCCCGUCCGCGGAAGCACCUCGCCUCGUUCUACCCACUCCGAGACCACUCAUCUUCCUCCUUCCGCUCGAAAACCUCUCGGAGGCUGCAAAUAUGAAACCGCUAUGGCCUACUUUCGAAGACGAAUACCAUACAGUCUCGGGGCGGAUAUAUUGCCUGAGGAGAAAGAGGAACUGAAAGAAAAGUUGGACCCGGAGGAAGAGCAGAAACUGACGGCCGAUAUCAUGGAUCUGUACGACCGAUUAUUACCCUCGGCCGAGAGUGACGAUCGACGGCGACAACUUGUUCGGAAAUUGGAAAAGCUAUUCAAUGACCAAUGGCCUGGCCACGACAUCAAGGCUCAUGUGUUUGGUUCGUCGGGGAAUAAGCUUUGCUCUAGUGACUCGGAUGUCGAUAUUUGUAUCACCACCAAUUACAAAGAACUGGAACAUGUGUGUCUCUUGGCGGAGGUUUUGGCAAAGCGUAAGAUUGCACUUAGCAGCAUUCGCAAUUUUGGCGGUGAUGGGAUGCAAAGAGUUGUGUGUGUUUCUCAUGCGAAGGUUCCGAUUGUUAAGAUUUGGGAUCCGGAGCUGAAGUUGGCGUGCGACAUGAAUGUCAAUAAUACCCUCGCAUUGGAGAAUACUCGCAUGAUUCGGACUUAUGUGGAUGUGGAUGAACGAGUACGGCCGCUAGCAAUGGGCGUUAAACACUGGACAAAACGACGAAUCCUCAACGAUGCUGCUCUGGGAGGUACAUUGAGCUCUUAUACUUGGAUAUGCUUGAUUAUCAGCUUUUUGCAGACCAGGCAACCACCGAUCCUACCUAGUCUUCAAGCACGUCCCCAUAAGAAACGAGUAACGCCGGAGGGGUUAGUCUGUUCAUUUGAUGACGAUAUGAAGUCCUUGAGCGGGUUUGGACAGAAGAAUAAGCAAUCAGUCGGAGAGUUGUUCUUUGAGUUCUUUCGGUACUACGGUCAUGUCCUCGACUACGAGCAAAACAUUAUUUCUGUGCGCGAAGGUAAUUUGAUCAACAAAGAGGGCAAGGGCUGGCACUUGCUCAUGAACAAUCGUCUUUGUGUCGAAGAGCCAUUCAAUACGUCAAGGAAUCUGGGCAACACUGCUGAUGAUACGUCAUUUCGGGGUCUACAUUUGGAGUUGCGGAGGGCAUUCAAGUAUGCCGCGAAGGCAGAUUUGGCUGGAUGCUGCGAGCAAUUUGAGUUUCCACAAGAAGAAGAGCGAACCUGGGAGCGUCCGCCACCUCAGCCACGCCCGAUCAUUACCCCUUCCUUGCCCACUCGGGGUGGACGAGGAGGUGCGCGCGGUGGCCGGUACGCCAAUCAGUUUUCCAGAGGAGGGUAUUCUGGCAGUCGGCGGACGUCGAACACGGCGAACAAGGGAAACAAUAAUUUUCGGCAACCGAGUACGACGAAUACUGGUGAUCUAUCUCUGCAAGCACAACAGCAAGCUCAAUACCUGUUACAUGAUCAGCUUUAUCAACAGAUUCAGCUUCUCCAAGCUCAAGAGCAAGAGCUGAGAAUGCAGCUGCAUAACCAAUCCCUCGUCACUGGGCGUCCUCCUCCAGUGACAUUCCUUCGUCAGCCAUUUAUCCAAUUUCCUGUACCUCAGCAGCAGGAGUACUCUUCCACAGAUGAGAACUUACGGUCAAGGUCAGGCACGGUCAACCAACCGCCGCUUACGCCUUCAUCACGACAGAAUCAGCAAUCUUUCUUCGCCCCUACCUAUGCUUCUGUUAGUGCCUCUGGCACACAAGGAAGCACAACGAAUCCUCCUUCGCCCUCCACCUCCACUGCUAUUCCUGAUCUUCGCCGAAAUCCCCGUAGGUCGUCCGCUGCGAGUUCAUCACCAAAGGGUCCUCUUCGAGCACAGUCACAACCUGCUCGCCCGCAGAUGUCGCCGAAUCUCCAAAGUUUCCCACCUCUAUAUGCAAUUCCACAACCACUGGACACCUCGUUUGGCUCUAAACAACGUCGUGCCCCGGAGGAGGAGUCAGAAGGUGGAGAUGCGAGCAGUGAUGAGAAUGCGAUGCCGCCGAACAGCCUCCCAAGUAAUGGGUCUCGCUCAGGCUCGGUGGAUGAGAACCGGUCACAGGAUCUGAUGGGCUAUGUCCUCACUCCGCAACAGUUGCAGAUCUAUCAGCAGAACUCAAUGUUAUCACCUUUGACCACAUCCAUGAGCCUGGCUUUGCAGAAUGGUUAUACGUCUUUUGUCCCGGCUCAACAGGACUAUAGAUCUGGCUCUCUUGCCUCCGAUGGACUGUCUCAAAAUCCUACGACGCCUUCGAGAACUUCGGUUUCGCAGCCACCGCCGCGCUCGACCUCGCGUCCCGCGGCUCCUUCUGAUCGGGGUCCCCUGAUCGUGGAUGGCUCGGUGCCUCCUAGCGAGAUUCGCGCAUCAUCGUAUCCAUCUGAGCUGAUCGAUCCGUACGCUGCGGUGACUCACUAUACGUCCACCUCUGACGACCAAACCAUGAAUACGCCGGCUAGUAUAUCUGAUUCUCUGUCUCAAGAUUUUCAAGAUCCUGGCCCAUUUGACCUAGAGCAGUCAUCUAACUUCUCUCGGCCGCCACCAUCAUCAUUUGAAGGGUCAAAAAUGACCAACGGAAAUGUUAAUGGUAAUGUUAAUGGCAAUCAUGAAUCCCAUCCAGAAAAGACCAACAGCCAGCCGGAACUGCUUGCCAGUCGAUUGCAGAACUACCAUCUGUCGAAUGCAGAGAAACUUGCUCAGUCGCACGCAUCUAACAAGACAAGUUCUGCCAAGUCGAACUCCACGCCCCAGGCUGCGAGCAAGGAGAAUGUCUCUCAGUCAAAGAACUCCGCAUCCUCGAAUGACAAGAACUCGAAUAGUUCACAUGGGAAUGAAUCACGGCAGCAAGGCUUGAACUCCAAACGGCGAACCAACGGCACAGAUACUUCUGAGAAGGUUAAUGGGGUGAAUCAUCACAAUAACCAUAAUCACAAGUCCAAGUCCAAGGGCCGACACGAUGGAUCGCACAAUAAUUCGUCAAAUGCGCAAAAUGAGUCUAAAGACCGACAUACGGAGCACACACCUCGCAAAUCCGGAUCCACGACAAAUGGCACAGCAGAAAAUAAUCACAGCGGGUGGCAGACGACGAAGAAGAGACAUCGCAGGAAUCCCAAAUCGACUGCCGAAUCUCGAAAUGGAGUUCAUAAUGGCCCGGAGCCUCUCCCUGCCGAUGAAUCUCUGCGGAAAGGAGGUUAG